This is a messenger RNA of Aspergillus pseudotamarii, 1293 nucleotides long. RefSeq names its product aspartic peptidase domain-containing protein. Gene Ontology annotation, biological process: proteolysis. Bases 1 to 1293 code for a protein of 430 amino acids. The transcript has 4 exons. NCBI's taxonomy places the organism in Eukaryota, Fungi, Ascomycota, Eurotiomycetes, Eurotiales, Aspergillaceae. The record is from RefSeq and is a predicted model, not a curated record. Gene Ontology annotation, cellular component: fungal-type vacuole. Gene Ontology annotation, molecular function: aspartic-type endopeptidase activity.
AUGACUAAAUCAUGGAUCGCGUCUCUGCUGCUAAGCGUAGCUGUGGCCUCUGCGGCCACCGUCCCCGAGUUCGGGUCCCUCAGAAGACGGGCUCCUAGCCCCGACGUCAUAACCAACAAUUUCGUGCCUAUGAGGACGGUACACAGCUCGCAAUCUAAGGGACUCCGCCGCCGUGAGUGGAACGGAGGUACGGCGAGUAUCACCAAUCGGAACGCAAUGCAGUAUGUCGCCACAGUUACCUGGGGGGAUGAACAAUUCGACAUGCUGUUGGACACUGGAUCAAGUGAUACCUGGGUCCUCCAGGAAGGUUAUCAAUGCCUCGAUAGUAAAGGCGCUCCCACAAAUAAAAGCCACUGCCCCAAUGCACCCAAUUUCAGUGGGAAUUACACGGGGGGCCGGAUUGAGAAUGUGCAUUUUAACCUCACCUACGGCACAGGAAGCGUCAUCGGCACGUAUGGCUGGGAAGAUAUUACCAUUGCUGGUGUCACCGUCCACAACGCCCAGGUGGCCAGUGCUACUAAAGCAUACUUCCCAGUUCGUGGAAUCAGUGGCAUCUUUGGCUUAGCUUUUUCGUCCGUAACAAGCGAGUGGCCUGGGGAUGAUCCGUCCAAGGAUUCGGGAGACAUGUAUAUGAACUACGAGCCCGUCUUUUAUAGGAUGGUUCGGCAGAAAUUGAGCCUGCCCACCUUUAGCUUCGCACCAGAACGGAACGGCAGUAAUGGAUACUUGGCAUUUGGUGGUAUUCCUCCAGUGAACACUACCGGAAAGACUGGAUCUACAGCUAUUCUCAGUACCCAAGUAACCGGUACAAAACCCGCCAUCGACCGAAACGACUACUACACCAUCAACGUCGACGGGGUAACCAUUACAAACCGAAGUACUCGUACUUCCAACCCCAAUAGCACCCAUUUCCCCUCGUUCCAACCCAUUGUGGAUACUGGUAACACUCUCACUUUGGUCCCCAGUGACCUCGCUGCUGCUAUUGCCGGUUCCUUCAAUCCUCCUGCUACCUUUAUCAAAGAUGACAAUCUCUAUGAAGUACCCUGUAACGCCACUGCUCCCAAAUUGGACUUUGCCAUUGGCGGUGUGAACUUCACCAUGAGCCCGGCCGACUUGAUUAUGCAGACUCUAAAAGAUUCGGAGACUCAGAUGUGUCCUGUCGGAGUCCAAAGUGGCGGAGGCCAGCUUGGCUAUAUUCUUGGUGGUACCUUUCUGAACAAUGUGCUGUCAACAUAUGAUCUUGGCGCGCUGGAGGUAAGAUUCACUGCUCUUGCUCCAAAUACUUUCAAUUAG